AUGCCAAGCCAGAGCGUUACAUUUGUUGUCUCGCAAGAGCUGAACAUCCCCUUAAAGAUUAAAAUUAGCUCUUUACAUGGAACGAAGAAGUUGCUGCAGCCGUCACAGCGGUUUACUCAUCCAGAGCUGACUCAGAGGACGUCUAAUAUGCGAUUGAACAGCGAUAUGUUCGUCUCGGUGCAGGUUUUCGAUCGCGAGCGGAACCGGGCGCUGACGACCCCUGUGCAUACGCAGUAUGUGCCAUUCAAAACGGGCCGCGUGUGGAACCAGUGGCUAACGUUGCCGAUUUACAUCAACCAGCUGGAUCGGAACAGCACGCUGCAGAUCACCAUCUGGGAGUAUGAUGCGGCCAAUUGCAUUGAAUUUGCGACGUUGAAGACACCCGUGUUUUCGGACGCAGACUGCACGCUUAAGCGAGGCCGAGAGGCGCUGCACUUCGAGUAUGGGGCGCCCGAGUCUUCCAGGGUAGAAGGCGAUGCGAUACAAGGGCUACUGAACAAGUACGACCAGGGGGGGAUCAAAGCUAUCGACUGGCUUGACUCGCUGACGUUCAAGAAGCUGGAGAGUAUGCAACGGGAGGCGGAUCUUCCGAAGGGCACGUUCAGACUGAACAUCGAGUUUCCUCUUUUCGAGCUACCCGUUGUGUAUACCGAAGCAACGAAUACCAAUGUGCAGAAGAACAUACCAACACUGAACAACUUUGAGCCACCGAGUGAGACAAUCGAGAGCAAGAUGGACUCUCAGGCGAAGAUAUCGGUGGGGUCUCCAAGACAGUCUACUUUGAAAUUCUACGACCUGGAUCAAUAUAAUGUGGAUGUUAUAGAAGAGAAAUUCCGCAGGCUGGAAAGAUCUUCCAAAAGCUCCAAUUUGGAUCGAGAGCUGAAGCCGGAUGCGAAGAAGCGUGAUAUUUUGAACCACAUCAUUGCUUAUCCGCCAUGCACGAGCUUGACGCCCCACGAAAAAGGACUUGUAUGGAAAUACCGCUAUUACCUUGUCAAUAAUAAAAAGGCAUUGACGAAGCUUCUACAAAGCACCAACCUAGCCGAAGAAAAUGAGCGGAAAGAGGUAUUGGACUUGAUGGACUUGUGGGCAGAAAUUGAUAUUGAUGAUGCGAUUGAACUUCUGGGCCCUGUAUACAAGAACUUAUCGGUUAGGUCUUAUGCUGUGAAUCGUUUAAAGAAAGCCUCCGACACGGAGCUGGAGUUGUACCUGCUACAACUAGUGCAGGCCGUUUGUUUCGAGAGCUCAUCGACUUGGUCCGAUAAAUCCAAUAGCGCAUUCACGAUAGUGCAUAUGGACCAAAGUAAGAACGGGAACUGCACCCCGAAGUCGUUGACUCCUCAUAUGACAGCAUCUUUAGACAGUUUGGACAGGUCAGAUGUCGAAUCAAACGGCGCGGAAAGCUCUAUAGUGAUUUCCCCUCUGGCAGAAUUCUUAAUUCGGCGCGUCGUGAACAAUACCAGGCUAAGCAAUUACUUCUAUUGGUUUUUAAAGUCCGAAUCCAAAGGGACGCAGUACCUGGUGCACAUACUCGAUAGCUUCUUGGUCCGGCUCUCGCAAGAAAGUCGUGGACAAAUUGAGGAUCAGGUACAACUUGUCAAUCUGCUAAAGGAAUGCUGUUGUGAAGUCAAGCAAUUGAAGGACACUACUCCCAAAAAACAUGAGCUACUACACUAUUUGAUGUUGUCUAAAGUCAGACCCUUUUUACGUGCAACUAAUGUAGCUUUACCGCUGGACCCCGAGGUAGUUGCUGUUGAUGUGGUGCCCGAGGACUGCAAGGUUUUUAAAAGCUCUCUGUCGCCACUAAAGAUAACCUUUAAGACCAAAGAUGCUCGAAAAUAUUCUCUGAUGUUUAAAGUUGGCGAUGACCUGCGUCAAGACCAGUUUGUUGUCCAGAUCAUCACUCUGAUGAAUGCUCUACUCAAGAAUGAAAAUGUUGACCUCAAGCUUACUCCUUACAGGAUCCUAGCCACGGGACACAACGAGGGCGCCAUUGAGUUCAUUCCAAAUGACACAAUGGCAAACAUUCUCAGCAAACACCAUGGUAUUUUACCCUUCCUCAAGAGUAACUUUCCGGAUCGCGGCGAGCCUCUAGGCGUCCAGGAUUGGGUGAUGGACAAUUUCGUCAAGUCCUGCGCCGGCUACUGCGUCAUCACAUACAUUUUAGGUGUCGGAGAUAGGCAUCUCGACAACCUCCUGAUCGCCCCGGAUGGCCGGUUCUUCCACGCCGACUUUGGAUACAUCCUGGGUCGCGAUCCAAAACCAUUUCCUCCGUUAAUGAAACUUCCGCCUCAGAUAAUAGAGGCCUUUGGGGGCGCCGAGUCCAACAACUACAACAAGUUCAGGAGCUACUGCUUUGUAGCCUACUCUAUCCUCCGGAGGAAUGCUGGUUUGAUACUGAAUCUUUUUGAGCUCAUGAAGACGUCAGACAUUCCUGAUAUCCAGAUGGAUCCAGAUGGUGCCAUUUUGAAGGUCAAGGAGAAAUUCUGCCUGAACAUGUCAGAGGAACAGGCCACCGUACAUUUUCAGAACCUCAUCAAUGCCAGUGUUAAUGCCCUAUUGCCUCUAGUCAUAGACCAUUUGCAUAACUUAGCUCAGUACUGGCGCUCGUAA
Eremothecium gossypii ATCC 10895 is the source of this 2613-nucleotide messenger RNA. It is a transcript of the gene VPS34, whose product is annotated as phosphatidylinositol 3-kinase VPS34. Gene Ontology annotation, molecular function: 1-phosphatidylinositol-3-kinase activity. Bases 1 to 2613 code for a protein of 870 amino acids. Gene Ontology annotation, biological process: autophagy of peroxisome; endocytosis; autophagosome assembly. NCBI's taxonomy places the organism in Eukaryota, Fungi, Ascomycota, Saccharomycetes, Saccharomycetales, Saccharomycetaceae. The transcript has a single exon. The record is from RefSeq and is marked provisional. Gene Ontology annotation, cellular component: peroxisome; phosphatidylinositol 3-kinase complex, class III, type I; phosphatidylinositol 3-kinase complex, class III, type II.